AGACCACCUGACCAUGUAAGUCUACUAUAUAAAUAGUUUCGUUUUACCCUGACCAAGACGUGGGCAUUUAAUUUCUGUAUGAACUGUUGUUGAACAACAUGAAUAACAAUCUGUCUUUGAAAACACAAUUGUAUUCACCUACUGGAAUGAACGGCUUUGGAAAUGAUCCACCAAUUUUUCCGCAAGAAUCGCCCUCAUCUGUUCUGGCUGAUGUGAAUCAACAGUUAAACAGUAUGGAAAAUAACAUGGUUCCUAAUUCCAGUGGACUGGGUGUAGAUGAUUUACCAGAUUUCUUGGAUGAAAUCGACUUAAAGGAAAUAAAUGACUUAAUUUAUUCACAUACUCCAAAUGCACUUAUGGAUAAUUAUACAGUCACAUCACCAUUAUCAGCAAAUCAAAUUAGAAAUGACUCUGGACCAUUCAGGGGUCAAUACAGAAAAAUAGAAGAACUUCUCAUUAACGGAAGUGAAAUUGAUAAGAGUGCUAUCGACAGAAUGUGGUUACAAUGGAAUGACCCAUUGUUCGAUAUUACCUCAAGGAAAACGUUUGCUGGAGUUAUUGAACAGAUUAGAUGGGACCAGCUAGAUCCAACAAAUGAAAUGUCAAGGCUCAAUUGGAAUCUUACUACAGCAAUGAUUGGAGAGUUGAAAAGUGAAGUUGAUAACUUUGUGACUCAGUAUAAUGGACCUUAUGAACGCCUAUAUCCACUGAAACGAUGGCAGGAAAAACUUGGGGAUCCAAGUUGUUAUAGUACAUUGGUUGGCCUUAUCUUGAGGAUUUUGAAUGAAGAGAGAAGAAUAAUCGAGUGUGCACAGGAUCCGCGAUAUCAAAGUCAGAACAACAUGUUGGACGUAAAGAAGCAAGAGGCUAAUAAUUACUUGGAACGAAUUCAAUUUCUUUCAGAGAAUCUGACGAAGGAUGAACGUAUAAGUCAAAAUGUCGCAAUGGAAAUCGAAAAUUUGAACUCAUGUGUUCAGGAACUUCAAGUUCUGGUUCAAGGACGAUUGCGUUAUCUUGACCAGUAUAAUCUUCGGGGAGCAACACCUGCUGAAUUAAAAACUUUCGAAGGCAUAAAACAAAAGCGUAACAUGGCUUGGCAGAAUGAAAAGAGAAUUCUUGCAAAUACUCAUUGGGAACUUUCAAAUGAUAUCCAGCGCCUCAUCACUCAGGUCUUGGAUGAAGAAGUUCGAGAAUGGCAACGAAACCAAGCUUGUAUGAACAACGGGAUGUCUCUAACACAUUAUUGUACUCUUCCCAUGUUGCAGGAUUGGUGCAAACGUCUGGCAAGGUUGGUCAGUGGCAACAUCCAACAAAUUACGAAGCUCCAAUUUAUUGAGGAACAAAUUGGACCUGAUAACAGAGCAAGUAAUAAUUCAUCUGAAGCCUCCAGUCUACAAUACAUCAACGAACUUAUAAAUAGAUAUUCAAUGAUGUUGCAUCAGCUUGUGGAAAAAGGUCUUGUUGUAGAAACACAGCCUCCUCAAGUUCUUAUGAAAGAUAAAAGAUUUCAGAGCAAAUUACGUCAUCUGGUUUGUGAUGGUCUGGAUAUUCAUCAGGUACCUUUUGACGUUGAGGUGUGGUUGAUCAGUGAAGAGCAAGCCAAUCAUGUCUUAAAAGAAGGAACACAUUCUAAAUUCAAAGAGGGUGGAACUAUUGUCAACAAUAAAUCAAGAUCUGAAUACUUACCAAACUCUGGAAUAGUAUCAGUCAGCAUGAGAAACAUGUGUUUGAAAAUGGGUCAGCGUGGUCCUCAACAGCAAGCUGGAAUGGUUGCAGAAGUCAAAGUAGCCAUGAUAUUCCGUGCUAACAUAACUGUCAGGUGUUCACCUACACAAACCAUAACUGUAAAAGCCCAGACAAUUUCUCUGCCUAUUGUUGUGAUAUCACAUGGAAAACAAGAAGCUGAUGCCCAAGCUACUAUUUUCUGGGAUAAUGCAUUUGCAAGUGAUACCAGAAACUUGUUUGAAGUUGAAAAAUCGGUGAGUUGGCAAAGAAUGCUUGAUGCACUGGAUUGUAGAUGGAAGAAAGAAUGUAGAGAUAGUAAUGGAGCUGUUGGACUCACUGAUACAUCAAGGGAAUAUUUGACUAUGAAACUAUUCAAGCAAAGGUGCAUCACACCAGCAAUGCAAAUCCUCUGGGAUAAAUUUAAUCAUGAUAAAAUGGUGAUGGGAGGUGGAGCAGAACCAAAAAAAGAAUUAUUCACUUUCUGGAGUUGGUUUUUCAAGGCAAUGGAGUUGUGCAGUUCUUCUUAUGUGAGAAAAUAUUGGAACUUGGGUCUUAUUCACGGCUUCUUGAGCAAACAAGCUUGCAACAAAAUGCUUCUCGAAUCUAAACAACCUGGAGUAUUUCUCUUUAGAUUCAGUGAAACUAAAUUUGGAGCUUUAUCCAUUUCAUGUACCAGAAUUAUCAAUGGUCAACUCCAGGUAUGCCAUUUGCAACCAGAUAUAGCAAAAGACUUUAAAGUGCGAAGCUUGCCAGACAUGCUUUGUGAUUUGGAUGACUUGCACACUUUAUAUCCUGACAAAUUGAAGGAUGAAGUUUUUGGUCCAUAUUACUCAAAUGCAGUACCGCCUCCCACUUUUAGUGAAGAUGGAUAUAUCCCUAAAGAAUUUGUUGUUGUUGUUAAAAAUCCGCGAACUGGUCAUGGCAGUCGAUCUUUUGAUCAUUCAUCUUCUAUAGCUUCUCCUGAUGUGUCUUCUUGCCUGACAGACAAAGAUGAAGGAAUGGAGGAUGACAGCAGUUAAUUUUGUGAAGUGAAUAACUUCGAUAUACAGUAUCAUUCACUGAAGAUGCUAUUAAAAUGAAAACUGUUUCUGUACAAAAAAGACUGCUUUUCAGCUUAAUUAAGAACCCUUUUUAAGCUUGAAUUACAAAAAGCCUUUUUUUGAUUUUGAAUUUUUUCUGAAUUUUAUUUUGUGUGACCCGCAGUGCAUUUUGGCAAUCUUACUUUUAUUUUUGUCAAAAAAGUUUCUAUCCUUGCACUUGCGGUAUUGAUUAAAAUGUUAAAAACUUUUAAUUAUGUAUCCUGUAAUAGCUGCUUCUUUACUGAUUUUUUGUAAAAAUAAUCUAAUGUAUAUUUUUGGGCACAGGGAAAAAGUUGUUGCAAAGGACUAGGUUGUAUUUAUAGUGAGGUAUUCUAGAAUUUAUAUCAAUAUUGCGUAUUUUUCCCAAUAAUGGUAGUCCGUGCUCAAAAGGUAUACUAUACUAAAGUACAUCAGUAUUUCCCUGUAUUAAAGCUUGUUUGUAUCAUAAAAUUCAGAGGAAAUCUCUAUUUCUGUGUUUGUAUCUAUCUCACUUAUAAUAUGAGGUUUGGGUUCCCAGAAUCAUUCUAGUAUAUUAAAAUUUUUUCUAUUAAGCUCUUUGCAAUGAGUCUUGUCUUAAUUUUGCUUUAUAUAUUUGUAUAAUUUUUAAAUCGCUAAAAAUCCAUUCACGUAAUAAUUUUUGCAUUUUUCCUGUUAUGUAUAUAUUUCAAUCAUGAAUUACUACGGGAAGUUUCUUAGUGCUGAACACAUUUUAUCUAGUCACGUCCAUUACCAGUACCUAUCUAUGAGUUUUAUCUUUUUUUUGCCUAUGUUAGUCCAACAGAUUACAAAUGCUUUCAUUAGAUAGAUUUGCCACAGUUCUAUAAUAUUAUGCGAUCUGCUCCCAUCUGAGUUCCUUAGAUGAUGGGAAACUGCUUAUAGUUGAUAUCUAAGUUUGCUGUCAAAUUUAUAAACCUCUUUGAUACAUACGUAUUGAAUGUUAUGUAUUGCAGACUAAAAGUUUCCUCUUUAUUAACAAACUGAAACGAUCCAGGGGAGUUAUCUGCUGUAGUUUGCUAGUUAUAAUAAACACUUCAAGGGGAGGGAUUUGGUAAAAGAAUUUCAUCAUCACUCACUUGGCUAUACUUGAAUAAUUGAUUUCGUUAAUUUCUCUUUCUCUAUGUUCCACAUGUAAAUCUCCAUAUGAGUUUCGUUUCUGCUCAGUAUUGUGUGCUGAGAUUGGUGUGAAUAAACUUGUACUUUUAA
Styela clava is the source of this 4007-nucleotide messenger RNA. Lineage: Eukaryota; Metazoa; Chordata; Ascidiacea; Stolidobranchia; Styelidae. The record is from RefSeq and is a predicted model, not a curated record.